Molecule: messenger RNA, 6072 nt
Organism: Trichogramma pretiosum
Lineage: Eukaryota; Metazoa; Arthropoda; Insecta; Hymenoptera; Trichogrammatidae
Gene: Hmt4-20
Product: histone-lysine N-methyltransferase KMT5B-B-like
Exons: 7
Coding region: 1211-4225 (1004 amino acids)
Cellular component (GO): nucleus
Molecular function (GO): histone H4K20 methyltransferase activity; protein binding
Source: RefSeq, a predicted model, not a curated record
CGCACUCGGAGAGCGAACACGUCGAGAAGGAUUUUGAGGAAUCGCAGUCUUCUGCUUUCGCCUGCCUUUUAAAGCUAUGCACUGCACCCGUGGAUGUACUCAGUGUGGCAUGUAUUAGGUAUAUAUAUGCACGUAAAUACAUCGUACAUCAAUAUACACGUAUAUAUAGAAGCGCUCCAAGUAUAUGUGUGCGAGCUGCUGCUGUGCGCGAAGUUGGCGUGUGCAGUGUGCUGCACGAGAGCUCGCGAGCGCGUUUGCCUUACAACUGUGUGGUGCAUCUUGUACUUUUGCGAGUUCAACACACACGCACAUUACAUGGACAACGUUCGUUUGUACAGUUUGUAAUUAGCUCGAUUCGUGAUUUCCGAUAAACGUGUUCAACGCAAUACAACAAUCCUCGUAAGACGUAUUAUUAUAUCCUGCAGGCGCCCGAUCGCGAGGUGAGCUAGCCUGGAGAGUCUUCGUCGCGAAAACGCGAUCCCGUCACGAUGCAGUGCAUGGCGAAUUACGUGCACUCUUCUCGCUGCCGUCGUCGCAGCUAACUACUCUCGAGUGCGCGAGGCGCAUCACCGUCGUCGUCAUCUCGCUGAUUUUCGUCAAUUGUGUAUAUGACACGCGUGCUCUACACUGCACGCAUGUUGUGUCAGUCGCGACUCGACGACGAAUCGCACUCGGAAUGCGUUGAUUAGCUUCUGUGUCAGCUAGUUCUCGACGCGAUCGACCGAGCUCGCGGGCGCGCGAGCCCUGGACACAUAUUUAUCUCCGACGUCGUGUACCGUGUGAUACGUGCAAUACGAUAUAGCGCAAUAGUUGAUAGGUAUAUAAGAGAGUGCGCACACCGCCCUGGCGACGAACCAUCGCAAUCAGUGGGCAUUGCAAUAUAACAAAAAAGCGUCGGAGCCUCGGAGUUCGGCAUCGUUGUAAAGCAUAAAAUAACAAAACGCCGAGUAGCAACGGUCGAGUAGGCAGAAACGCCUACUGCAAGAGACGUCGUCGGCGGAAGCAGCUCGCAGCGGCGUUGGUGCAGCAGCAACAACAUCAUCGCCGAGGACAUGCAGCAGGUCCGAGCGCCACCGACGUGGCCGCAGCCUCCUCGAGUUGUGUCGUCGUGCUGGACGCGUCGUGCAGCAAUUACAUCGCCGCCGCAGCAGCAGCAGCAGCAACUCGCAAUAAUAAUAACCCAACGAGCAAUUCAGCAAAUAAACAAUCAAUGCGAAAUGCUGCAACCUCGUCGUUCGCAUCAGCAGCUUCUUCAUCGUCGCCGUCGUUGCCGUCAACAUCAUCGUCGUCGCGUCAUUUUUUGAGGACGACUGUAGCAGGAGCAGCAGCCGCCGCCACCAACGUCGCCGUUCCUCCAAAGUACUCCAUGACUUCUGGACGACGCAAAAAUCUAGAUCACAGGAUGGUUGUCAAUUUAUCAACUGCCCAAGAGGGCAAGGUUAAGAAGAAAAGAAAAAAUAUGCAACGGUCAAAAAUGAAUCCUACUACUUCAGUAAAUAAUAUGACACCAAAAGAGCUUUGUGAAAAUGAUGAUUUGGCAACUUCAUUGGUUUUAGAUAGUGUUUUAGGCUUUACAACUCAUAAAAUGAAUAUUAAGUACAGACCGCUAAAAACCAAUAGAGAAGAACUCAAAAAAGUCAUUGAGGAAUUCCAAGAAACACAAAAUUAUGCAAAAGCUUUUAAUAAGUUAAUGAGUGGAUUGCCAAAAAAUAAGUCAAAAAAACUGCAAAUGAAUUUAGAAGCCCAUAUCUAUAGGUAUUUACGGGUAUUUGACAAAAAUUCUGGAUUUGCCAUUGAACCCUGUUUUAGAUAUUCAAUUGAAGAUAAAAAAGGUGCAAAAAUUUGCGCUACUAAGAAAUGGUUAAAAAACGACAGAAUUUCUUAUCUUGUUGGUUGCGUAGCAGAACUUAGUGAAAAAGAAGAAGCUGCUCUUCUUCAUGUUGGAAAAAAUGACUUUUCUGUCAUGUUUAGUACAAGGAAAAACUGUGCACAACUUUGGCUUGGUCCAGCAGCUUAUAUUAAUCAUGACUGCAGGCCCAAUUGCAAGUUUGUAGCUAAUGAAAAAACUGCCUAUGUUAGAGUGUUGAGAGAUAUUAAAGAAGGUGAAGAAAUAACUUGUUUUUAUGGGGAGGAUUUUUUUGGAGAUGGUAAUUGUUACUGUGAAUGUGAAACAUGUGAAAGACGAGGCACUGGAGCUUAUAGUGAUAGAAAAUCAAAAGAAGAAGAAUCUGCAGGUUAUAGGUUGCGAGAAACAGAUAAUCGAAUUAAUCGAAUGAAAACUACAAAACAAAGAGUUUCAGAUGCAAAAAAUAAACAGACCAACACGUUAAGUGAACGUAACGUAGACACAAAUGAUGAAGCAGUUGAACCACAAUCUCUUAAUAUGAAAGAAAUGAAAAGAAAAGGGCUCACGAAAUAUGAUGCUGCGCUUCUAAUGGCUCAAGGUUGUCAAUUUUCAGAUAUUUCUCAGCAAACAGCUCUGUUAAAUAAUGAAGAAAAUACUGUUCAUGAACCAGAGAGUUCAUCCAAUUUAGCAAUGAGAACACUCAGAAAUAAGAAUCAAGCAAAAAAGACUGAAAACAACAAUUAUAAUAAUAUGAAUAACAACCAUAAUAAUUCGAAAGGAGUCAGUAAUUUAAAACGUUUACGAACUUCUAGGUUGGAUGGUGAAACUGAAGCUAAAAAAUUUAAAACAGAUGGAAAUAGUGAUAAUUUCAAUGAUUCAAGUCCAUUGUGUCACAGGAAAGAAAUGAAUAAGGCAGAUGAGAGAAAUGAAAAUUGUGUUAUUACAAAUUCAAAGAAAAACGCUAACGAAGUAAAUUUUAGCAGUGACUCACAAAAUAACUUUUUAUUUAGUGAAAAAGAUAAGAGUACAAAUUCUUUGAGCACUAAUCAAUCUUAUCUAAAAUCAAUCAGCUCAUCAAAUAAAGUAACAAUGAAUCAGGACUUGAAUAAUAGUUUAAGUAGUUAUCAGUGUGGCGACGAGAUAAAAGAAAUAAGCAAACCUUACGAUAGAUUGUAUCCUAAUUUGAAUGGCAUGAAAUCUCCAAUUCAUGGCAAGACUCCCCAAACGUCUCCUUUUUACGAAAAUAUUAAUUUUGACAAACAAGAAUCUCUACAAGGUUCUACUGGAGAAUCUAUUGAAACAAAAUUUGAUAAUAAUGAUAAAGAAGUAUUGUCUAUGGAAUCUUUAAAUGCUCGUUCAUCUAUCAUUGCCCAUAAUACUGAAUCUAAAAGUCCUGAUUGUGUUGAAAACUGUUCUAAAGAUCAUAAACUAAACCAACUUGAAAAUAAAGUUGGCGAACACAUGAUUGAAAAAAAUCAAGAAAAAAUUGAUGUAAAUGAAUCUACUCAUCAUAGCAAAAAUUCUAUUGAUGAAAUAGAUUUAAAAAAAACCGAAGACAGCCGCAGUUUAACACAGAAAAGAUUUUAUGAAAAUACACUACACAUGAAAAAAAAAUGUAUUAAAAAGUCUUCACAAAAAAUUAGGGAAAAGAGUAAAAAAGGAAAAACUUGGGAUUUAGCUAAUAGAUGCAAUGUUAGGUUGACAAGGAGUCAGAAAAAGGAUUGUCAGCAACCAGCUAUAUCAAUUGGAACAGCAGAUGAUGAUUCAGGCAUUCAAGAUAUCUAUGAAUUUAAUGAAAAGGAAAGUAAUCUUGAUGAAAUUAGUUUGCCCAAUCGUGUACCACACAUACGAGAUAAAUAUAAUGAAACAAGAGAAAACCAAUCUUCAUCAAAUUUGCUUGUUGAAACCUGGAAUGGCUGUGACAACCCUCAAUCUCUUAAUGGAGUUAGCAAGUACAUGAUUAAAGAUUCAGUUAGCCAAACAGAAAUCAAUGCCACGACCCAAGCAGUUGAUAUGCCGUCCAAUUGGAAUCGCCAGACACCGCCUAGGAAUGUAGAUAAUAAAGUCAACGUUAUAUCACCAGGUCGAGUUAAAUUAACGCUACGCGUAAAGCGGUCACCGAUACUUGAUAACGUUGUCGGUACUGGCAAUGCCGAUUUAACAGGAUCAGAAAUGCCCGAGUACGAGGUUUUGCGUGUCGAAGGAGUCGAUAUACCAGACAUGCCAGUAAGUCAAUCUCCUCGCAAAAAACACAAAUCCCGAGAUCGAGAAAGACGACAUAAACGGCGCGAGCUUGUGCCUGACAUGGCACCUAAAACAAAACGUCUUAAAUUGAUUUUUGGUAACGAAUCCCGUACUAUCGAUUUGCCGCAGUCCUAACGUCCAAUUUUUACCCAAAACGAUGCUGAGUUGUAUCAAAAAUCACUCCAACUCGACAGCUACUCAUGGUGUAUUUUUAGUUUAACUCUGCUUCUUUUCCCCGUAUGUGUGAUAUCGAAGAAUGCAAUUCCGAUCUUUUUUAAAAGCUGUAUUGAGAUCGGAUACAAUGUUGUGAAAGAAUUUUUUAUACUUCGUGUAAGAUUAUUUUUUCUAUUAUUUUUUUUGUAUCUGAAAAGUUUUUAGUUCUACAAGUAGAGAAUUUUUUUUAAAGUACUAGAAAGUUAUUUUAAAUUGCCAUGUAUUUUCUGACAAUGUAAGUACAAUUGCAUAACCUCGAUAAUUUUUUCCAUCGAAUUGCUAUCUGUACUCCAGUAAAGCUGAGUUUGUUUGCAAAAUUUAAUUAAAUUAUUAUAUAUAAUACGCUCAAAAAAUAUCGGCAAAGUAAAAAUUUCUUUAGGUCAGGGAUCAGGAUUUUAUUUUUUACUAUAAAUCUUUUUGAAAAGUUGGAUAAUUAUUGUACAAGUUGUAGAGUUCAUUAAAAUGUACAUAAGUUUGAUAUAUGAAAAAUCAAUUUCAAAAUGAACAUAUUUCAAGUGUAGAGUAAUUUUUUCGCAUAUGUACAUGAAUUUCAUUCUAACUAACAGCGAACUUCAAGAAAAAGAAUUUAUCCAUGUGUUAUUAACUAUGUUCGUUCUAUUUUAUAACAGAGUAGACACUACUCAAAAAAUCUCCUUAUAAAUAAUAAUGGAUAACAUGCAUUGAAUUAGAUGAUCACAAUUUAAACAAAAAAUGCUAUUUUACGCAUUUUAACAUCAAUUUUAGAGCAUUAAAACACAGUAAUAAUACUCAAAAUUGUCAUUAAUUCAAUUACUAUUAAAACAAAACAGCUCCAGAUAUCGUGGAGUAAAAAGCAUUUCAAGAACGUUACGAGAAUUUCACGAAUGACAGUUGAGGUGUUGAUGAAUUCUAUCAAAAUGAUCAGUUUCUAGUUUGGAAGAUCUUAUGUCAUCAAGAGUAACAAUGAUAAAGUAGCAUUCUAUAAUGGUAGGAUGACGCAAAUUACGAUUGAAAGCGUGAAACUGUUCAUAUGAGUGAAAAAUAGAAUACACAUUCGUACAUAUACGUAUAUAUUUAUAGACAAAUUAUAGCAAAGGCCAAUGCAAAGAAAAAAUCAUUGCAUUGAUUAAGAAAUGUAACAUACUUUAGAUAUAGCAACGCCGAUAUAGUAAAAGAAAAUAAAACGCAAUUAGGUUUUGGAGAGUAUAAAAUACUGCGGUAACUUCUCAUAAUAAAACAAACAAAAAUUGUGAUACAUAAUAAUAAUAAUAACAUUAUUAUUAAUAAUAAUUACAAUAAUAAUAUGAUUAAUAAUAAUAGUAAUAAUGAUAAUGUUUUACUAUGUUAUAAUUGCUAAAAUUGCUCUUACUCUAAAAGUUCAAGAAACUUAAGUCACAAUCGUCAACAAGAGUUGUAUGAAAGAGCAAUUAAUAAUAUGAUAUAAAAUAUAUCGUACAUUUUUACGUUGACGGCCGUAUUAAAGGCUUCCCUAUUGGGUGUUGUUUCAGAUGUGUAAAAAAGAGAAAAGAGAAAAAAAAUGAAUGCUAAGUGUUUCUUAAUUUUUAGCUACAGAAUGAGAGUGAAACUUAUCGUUGUCGUGAAUGACGUGGGAAAAACAAAGUUGUAAGAAUAUUAAAACGUUACUACUGCGUUACAUUUUGGUGGCACUUUAAAAUUCUGUUUAAAUAAAAUUUAAAAAAUUGUCAUUGUUAGCGAAUUUUGAAGUGAACAUUGUGUAUGUUGUUUGGUUUUUAUAAUAUAUAAACCUUUAUUAUUUGUCAAAAAAAUGA